Messenger RNA from Momordica charantia (bitter melon), 3027 nucleotides. RefSeq names its product Mitochondrial substrate carrier family protein. Lineage: Eukaryota; Viridiplantae; Streptophyta; Magnoliopsida; Cucurbitales; Cucurbitaceae. The record is from RefSeq and is a predicted model, not a curated record.
UUUUCUUCUAAUUUUCCCGGAAAAAAUGAGUAUAAAAUUCGCCCAUUUCCCCAUUUCGUCAAUGGGAGCACCACUUCCUAUGAGGGCUCCUCCAAUUUUACCUAUAUGGUCGUUUUUAUUUGGACCAAUUGGACUGGAUGUAUGUAAUUCGAUUGAAGUCUCUGCAAUGUGAAGCUGAAGAUCGGAUAAAUUGAUGAUGACGACAACUUUUAGAAGGAACCAGCUGAAGAAGGCGAAGGAUCAUUUCUAAAUUUAGCUACUUUGUUAACUUAGGAAGAGAAAAUUCACGCUUCAUAGGUCUCCAUUAUUUCUUUCUACAAGGAAGUGCAGCCAACUAAAAAUUUAUAAUUAGGGUUCACCUGAAACUACUUGCCGAGGAAUGUCCAAUGACAUCUUGGAGAAGGAUAGUUUCUUUGAGAAAACUGCAUCAGUUCAAUUGGUCUCCAGAGUGAUAUAUUUACAAACUAGUUCUCCACACUGGGAAUAUUGGUUAUCUUAUGGCAUAAUUCGUGCAUACAUAAACAGUGAGCAUGAAAGGCCAAGAUAGCUCCCAACUUCCCAAAAGAGUUCCUCUAAACCAUGUGUCAAGGAAGCUGUGAAAGAUUUGAGAAAAUGAAUAAACAGAAUAAUCCUUGUAUAAACAAUCGGCCAUCAGUAUAUUACUGGUGGAGACCAGAUGAGAGGAUAUCAUAUGAGCUGACUGAUUUUGUUCUUGAAACUGAUACCUCCAACUUUUGUGAUGCCAGACACAGUAAGGAUAUCAGUAAUAUAAAUGAACAGAAAUCUUCUAAGAUAUUGAGCACAGCUCAGAUCAUUUCAAUUUCUGGCCAAGUAUUGAGUCUUGCUAGACGUCCUCUUACUUUUUUCCAACCGAUGAGGAUUUUAAAUCAAGAAAAUGAUGGUUCCAAUGAUGUUAUCUUCAAUAAUGUGGUUGAAGUUAAUGGCAAUGCAGUUACUUCACCUGAAAUGAAAAAAAAUUGUGUUGAUAUAAGGACCGAUGGCCAAUGUUCUCCAGUGGUGCAGCCUAUCUUGGAUUGUUUGACAGUAACUCGGAAGAUGUCUAUGUUAGAACCUCGUAAAAAUAAUUCCAUGUCAUUCCGAAGUCUGCUACAUGGUGGUAAUGACAUGUCGGACAAAUCAUGGAAGGGAAAAGGCCUUGGAAGUGCAAAAAUCUCACACAGUCUGGGGAAGAUAUAUGGAUGGAUGAGUCAUAUAAGUCAUAGUGAGACUUGCUACCCUGUGAAAGUUGCCAAUACUGAAAGCAUGAAAGCCAAUGCAUUCGAGGCUAGAGGCGCCUUUAAUAAAGCAGGAGAUACGAAUUUUCUUGUAAAUGAGGCGAUCAAUGAAAUUUCGAAGAAUGCUUCUACGUUUCAAUUUAUCAAUUUUUCAUCACUGUUCAUCAAAAAAUUGGAGAUAAAUAUGAUGGAAAAUGUUUAUAUGGCCUCACGUAUCCUCACAUUUGUGCAAGAUAACAAGGCAGAUGGCAGUAUUCUGGGGAGCCCAGAUUCAGAUAUUUCGGCAGUCCAUUCACUACCUUCCAAAGAUGGUGCAUUAGACAAGUUGGCCUACGAGAGCAAGACUGAUAGCAGUGAACAACAUGAGAAUAAAACCAAACAGCCUGACAAGUCCAUUGUUGAAAAUGAAUACAACAGAGAGGAUUGCUCUUUGACAAGUGAAAAAUCUUGUUACAAUAUCGCUAAUCAAGGACAUGCCUUUGCAGGAGCAUUGGCUGGUGUAUUUGUCAGCCUUUGUCUACAUCCUGUUGAUACAAUCAAAACAGUGUUUCAGUCUUAUCAUGCAGAACAGAAGUCUCUCAGUUACAUUGGAAAAUCAAUUGUCUCUGAUCGAGGUUUAAGUGGACUUUAUCGUGGAAUCUCCACAAACAUUGCUUCUUCGGCUCCCACAUCUGCUAUUUACACUUUCACAUAUGAGUCAGUUAAAGGAGCUCUGCUUCCACUUUUCCAAGAGGAGUAUCGCUCUUGUGUCCAUUGUGCUGCUGGUGGCUGUGCAAGUAUUGCUACAUCUUUUAUUUUUACCCCAAGUGAGCGUAUAAAACAGCAGAUGCAAGUUAGUGCACACUACCACAACUGCUGGAAUGCCUUCGUUGGCGUUGUUGCGAAGGGUGGAUUGCGUGGAUUAUAUACCGGGUGGGGAGCUGUUCUUUGUAGAAAUGUACCGCACUCAAUUGUCAAGUUCUAUACAUAUGAGAGUUUGAAAGGACUGAUGAAAUCUAAUGCUCAACAAAGUACAUCACAAACGUUAGUUUGUGGAGGAGUAGCUGGUUCUACUGCUGCUUUGUUUACCACUCCCUUUGAUGUUGUAAAGACAAGAUUGCAAACACAGAGACCAGGAUCUCUGAGCCCAUAUAAAAAUGUGACUCAAGCACUCUAUGAAAUAGGCAAGAAAGAAGGUCUGAAAGGCCUCUACAGGGGGCUGACUCCAAGACUGGUUAUGUAUAUGUCUCAAGGUGCAAUCUUCUUCACCUCUUAUGAAUUUUUGAAGAGACUCUUUUCCCUUGAGAAGCCCCAACAGGCCACCAAAAGAGUCCAAUGCCAACCCGAUCCGAAAUCGGGAAGAUGAUCCAACAUGAGAACGCAAUUCUCUUCAUCAUCAACAUUAGCAAGCAUCCUCCUCGUUGUUGUCAUCAACAACCUUGACGCAGGAUUUGCCCUCCUAAUAUUUGCCAAAAUAUGAAGAAAUUGAUUGGGGAUGUCCUAUCUGAGAGAUUAUAUUUGAAAUUUUUGCCACAGAAAGUACAAAGAGAUGUUUCAUCCAUUGUAGUUGGAGGGUGUCACUUUGAGAUUGGGUUUCUGCAUCAUCCACAUAAAUUGAAAGGAAGGUGUUGCAGCAGAGCCCUAAGAAUUAGAUUAUUAUAGAUUCUUUUAGACGAGGAAGAAGUCAUUUUUCAGAGUAAAUAAUUGUGAAUUAGAGUGUUGAUUUUCAUCAUUAUUGAGUAGGUAACCUACAUGUAGUAAGAAGCUUAGGCUAUACUGUACACUUUUAAGCAAAGUAUAAAUAAAUUUCCAA